This is a messenger RNA of Osmia lignaria (orchard mason bee), 1300 nucleotides long. RefSeq lists its product as uncharacterized. The record is from RefSeq and is a predicted model, not a curated record. Lineage: Eukaryota; Metazoa; Arthropoda; Insecta; Hymenoptera; Megachilidae.
AUUUCGCUUUGUCCCCAUCGUUCACCUGUUCGAUCGUGCUCUAUCGAUGACGAACUUUGAAACUAGAAUAAGAACGGUACGCGUUUCUCCCGCCUAAAAGACGAUUCGUUCAGUUCUCGUUGCUCGCUCUUCGGGUUCAGUCGAGACAGUUUACAUCUACGCAAACGAAGAAUUAAUUCAUCGACAAUCGAAAAAGUAUUCGACGGAAGUGAUUAACGUGUCGGAAGUGCAACAUGAGAGUUACGCUCGCCCUCAUGGUAAUUCUUCUUGCUUGUCUUGGCAUUCAAUGCGUUGAAAGCCGGGCAAAGAAAACAACACAAGUCUCUCUGCAAAGCAAAGAGACUAAUGUGGUUAAUUUUAUGAGAAUACUUAUGAUGAGGCUCGUAUUCGGAAUCGCUUCGACGAUGGGUCUCGGCGAAAAUCUUUCCGAUGUACUUGGGGGAAUAUUUGUACCACCUGGAGCAGACGAUUAUAGUGAUUACGGCGAUGAUGAUCUUGUACCAGAUCUAUUUUAAUGAUUCUGCAUAUUAGCGCCUAAUUCAAGUACAUUACACAUAAAUUUAUAUAAAGAUCAGUUUUCUCUAAUAUUAUGUAUUAUCUUAUUUUAUUAUUCAAUGCAUAAACAGAAUUAAUAUUUGAAAAUUAUUUCUGUUUGGUUUUGUGUUUUUUGUAUCUAAAUGAAGUAUGACUUGUAACGCAUUUAAAUUUCGCGCACUAAUUGUACUCUUAUCGCGCCAAUUCCAGUUAUGACAGACUGGCUGAAAUGUAAGGAGAAUAUCAAUAAGUGUAAUCCAUUUAAAUCAUGCAUUUGCAUUCAUCACUGCUGCGCCCUAAAAUUGAUUUACAAUGAGGCCUUUACCAAGUUUUUUUCUGUACCGUUAUUUGUCAUAAUUUGCGAAUCAGUAUGUACAUGUAGAAGUUACAUUAAUUAAUAAGUUUUUAUUGACAAUUGUUUUCACUUGUUUUCUGUAUUAUUAGAAGAUCUAAUAGUUUUGAGGAUUAUAUUGUUAAUUUACUAUAUUAUUCUAUUAGAACUUUAUUAUUUUUAAAUUAAUUGUUCUUUCUCAACAAGCUAGAUUUAAUUUUUCAUCGGCAUUUAUUACUAUUAUUCUUAUUACUUGUAAAUAAUAGUGCACUAAUUUAUUAAUUAUUUAUUUAUGAAUUUAAAUUUGUAAACAAAUGAAAUCUUGUUAAGUCGAAAACCAUGUUAAGUUAGUCAUAAAACUAUUUAUACAUAUUAAAUACUGCUCUUUGUAUGUAUUAAGGUUUCAGUAAAAUAAAACCUUAUGUUUACAUUAUA